UCUUUUGCAAUCCAAGUCCUUCCCUGACAUAGACUCACAACAUCCUCAAGCUCAGAGAUUCGCACCCCAAACCCCGUCUGUCGAAUUCCUAUACUUUCCAUUGUUUCACGCGCGCGUACGAGGAACAACCUCCCUCCGCAAAUUCCGUAGGCUUGGUCUAUUGGAUCUUUGUUUUCUUUUUUCUUUUUUUCCCCCCUGUUUUCUUAGCAGCGACACACUUAGAUUGGAUCGGGUGGCACCCACCAACGAGUGAUAUAGAGCCACGAAUUGAGAUCGCAUUUUUUUUUUUUUUUUUUUUGGGGGGGAGGGCUUUUGGUGAGGAAAUGAAUGUGAGCCAUGCCACGGUUCACCCAGUGGAAGAUCUUCCAACGACGGACGGUGAGGGUGGUGGAGGUGACGCGCCGAGGGUGAGGAUGAAGGACUUACAGGGCAUGCCCGGAACGCUCUGUGGGCUCGCCUUGCGUGUGUGCCAGUUUAUCUUCGCAGUUGCGGCGCUCUGCGUCAUGGCUACCACAAGUGAUUUCCCUUCCGUCACUGCCUUCUGCUAUCUUGUUGCGGCUGCUGGUUUGCAGAGUUUGUGGAGCCUUUCAUUAGCCAUCAUUGACAUCUAUGCCCUUUUAGUGAGGCGUUCCUUGCAGAAUUAUCAAGUUGUCAGUUUGUUUGCCGUUGGUGAUGGGAUCACAUCCACUCUUACAUUUGCCGCAGCCUGUGCAUCUGCAGGCAUCACAGUCCUUAUUGACAAUGACUUUGGUGUCUGUGCGCAAAACCACUGUAUGGAAUUUCAAACUGCUACAGGCAUGGCUUACAUUAGUUGGUUCGCUGCCUUACCAUCUUUUCUACUGAAUUUUUGGUCACUGGCAUCCCAAUGAACUAAAAGAAAGACAAAGAACAUAGAGGCAUUUGGACUGUGAAUCAAGACCUUGGAUCUUUCUUGCUUCUUGUGUUUUGCAAAGCCAAAAAUCUCAAAUUUGGUUGUGUUUCAUCACAUGUAUAUACCAUGUAUAUCAGGCUGGAAUGUUCUUCAUAUACUCAAGGUGGUGAAUGUAGGGAUUGAUUUGAUCACAUUGGAAGUAAAAAAAAGAAGAAGAUAAGAAUGAGUAAUACUAGACAUUUUAAAAGAGUUUUGAGUAAGAUAAACUGAGACAGGAUUGGUUGUGAGUCUGAUAAGUGGCAUCAGGUAAUUCUCUUCGGGUUUUGCAAGUCAUGAUACUGAUGUUUGGUUUACUAA
Alnus glutinosa is the source of this 1228-nucleotide messenger RNA. RefSeq names its product CASP-like protein 5A2. Lineage: Eukaryota; Viridiplantae; Streptophyta; Magnoliopsida; Fagales; Betulaceae. The record is from RefSeq and is a predicted model, not a curated record. Gene Ontology annotation, cellular component: plasma membrane. The transcript is spliced from 3 exons. The coding region runs from base 324 to 869 and encodes 181 amino acids.